UUGUCUGACACUGUCUGGGUAGCCCUGAGUCUCCGCGGCCAGGCUGAGCGACCUGAAGUGAACCGUCUAUCAUAUCUCGCAGACCAAUGACGCUGCCGUGGUCUUAAUACUUCAUCAUUUUAUGCGUCAGCCAUGUCAUUGCUGCCCCAGUCGGAAGCGGAGCACUUUGAUGGCUUAUCCCUGCUGUACUGGACCAUCAUGGGCCCUCACGGGAUCAACCGCGCUGUGCAGAGACUGGACUUCACCGACUGCAGACGGGGCCUGGGUGUGAAGAUCACUGGUGGAUGCAGGCCAGAGACUGGUGAGGAGUUUGGCAUCUUCAUCAAGAGAGUGCUGCCUGGAGGAGUGGCUGCUCAGGAUGGGCGGUUGCGAUCAGGGGAUCUUAUUUUGGACGUCAAUAACAUAAACUUGUCUGGAGUCACUAAUGAGAGGGCAGUAGAGAUCAUCCGUGCGGCUUCUGCCUCCAACCACGUGUCUCUGCUGGUCGCCAGAGACGAUGAGUCCAGGAGGGAGUUUCGGGUGCUAAUGCAGAAGUCUAGUAGCAGCUGGUAUGGAAAAAACACUCCUCCAACUCCCUCUGCAGCGAAACUGGCAGAUACAGCCUCGUCCUCCUCGUCCUCUGCCUCCACCAGCCCUCUGCUGCUCAGCCCUGCUUGCACUGUACCACAGACACCUCCCCAGGCGUUCAGCGACUGUGUUAUACAGCUCAUAUGUGUUGCCAAGGGAACGGGUCUGGGCCUCCACAUCAAGGGCGGGACCAACAGGCCGGAGGGGCCAAUGGUCUUCAUCCAGGAAGUCAUGGCAGGGGGAGACUGCCAAAAGGAUGGGCGUCUGAAAGCAGGGGACCAGCUAAUCUCCAUCAAUAAAGAGUCCUGCAUAGGAGUCACACAUGAAGAGGCCCAGAACAUCAUCAUACGCUCCAAACUCAGGCCAGACCCCACAGUGGAAAUUGCGUUCAUCAGACGCCGAUCCUCGUCCAGUUCCAGCGGUAGUGGCCCCCACAGCCCUGUCUUCACGUCAGUCGCUGGUGGGGGGGCGCUGCCUCGCCCCCCUGCCCCAGAGACGCUACACCCUCCUCCACCCCUUUCCACCAAUCCACCCCCCCCCUCCUCCCUCCUCCCAAAGGUUAUCCCCGUCACCAGCACAGGCAGCGAGACCCUGCCCACACUCACUCUCAGCCAGGUAGGUGAUGUGUGUGCAAAGGAUAACAGUGCACCUGUUCCACCCCCUGUGAGUGUGUGCAGCACAGUGUCCAGCUCUGAGGCUGCCAUCAAUCUGCCCUCACCAACCAAUCAGAACACAUGUAACCCAAGUCCCGCCUCCAGCCCCAUUCCUAGCAGGCCACUCCCACUAGAGAAGCUGGAACUGGCUCUGGAGGUGUUGGGGUUGAGGCCCACUGAGGUUCAAAGGCAGAAUCUGAGGGAGAAGCUGAGAGCUGCACCAGGCGGAGGCGUCGCACACGGAGAUUUCGAGACCAUCACCCAGGAGCUGUUCAGGGUGCAGGUAGAGCCGGCGGCUAGAAGGCCGGAGGAGACACAGUCGGUUUCUGAUGACCUCACGUCAGAAGCGUCAUCACGUCUACAGGGCUCGACGUCUGACUCUGAUGACCUGGAAGAGAUGGAGAGACUGAGGAAAGAGCAUAUAGAGGCCCUCAGAGAGAUCAAGAGGCUUCAGGAUAAACUGUCUGAAUCACAGAAUCAUUAUCGCCAGCUCAUGGAGGAACUGGCCAAAGCCAAACAGGAGAUGAAGACGUUGGCGGAGGAGAGAUGCGUGCUGCGCGGUCGUGUCCAGGAGGCGGAGGUGGCUCAGAGGGAGGCGCGUGGGAUGGAGAUGGACUACGAGGAGGUCGUCCACCUCCUCGAGGCUGAGAUCGCCGAAAUAAAGACCAAGCGCGUCGACGCUUCUGGACCAAAGGAUUUGCAGGAGCUGAGGAAGAAAGUGGCGGUGCUGGAGUGUCAGCUGAGGAAAACUGAGGCAGCGCGCAAAGGCUUUGAGUCUACAACACGCAAACUGCUCACUUACAUGGAGGCUGCUCAGGAGUUCCUGGCAGAGAACCCUGUUCCUGUGAGAAGCUACAGUCCAGGGGGUGAGGGUUCCAAACUGGGUUCCGCGUCUCCGAUUGUCGGCGGCGCCCGCAGCGGGAAGAAGUCGAUGUGGACGGCCGCCAUGCUCGCCACCGAGGCUCGCGAGGUCACGCGCUCUGUAAAGGCCAUUCUGGAGGCGGACUGCUUGCCUAAUGGGUGGGAGGAGGCCUAUGCAGCAGACGGAGUGAAGUACUACGUCAAUAUCCUGACCCAGGCCACAUCGUGGUCGCACCCUGCGGCCAGCGCACUGGGACUGUGUGAGCCGGACGAGGCCUCGGCGGCCAGCGCUCACACACACACACUCACACAUGCGCACACACACAGCCCUCUUUAACCUGCCUCUUCAGAUGUGAGCCGCCAGACCUCAACAUACAGUAGCAGCCAGUGGAAAACCAACCCUCAGAAAACAAAGGCUUGCCCUCUGUUCUCCUUCUGUUGAACAAGUUCAACAAAAGUCUUAAACAAACUCCAAUCUUCAACCCAGCAGGCUCACCCCCUUAUCUCUCUCUCUCUCUCUCUCUCUCUCUCUCUCUUUCUCUUUCGUAGCUGGCUGAACAGGUCUUUGAACGUGGCCCACAUCAUUGUUCUUCAUUCUUCUGCAUGUAUUUUUGUGCUCUUUGUGAUGUGUUGCUUUCAUGAGCUGAAAAAGAGGCCUCACAUCAGUCAGUCUGUCAGCAGCCUUUCUUUCUCAAAGCCGCCUUCGUUGCUUCCUCACGCACAAAUGCAGUUUUGGACUUAAAAACUAGCCCUUCACACAGAGAGAGCUCGUGUACACAUACAUAUGUGAAUAGGAGCGUCAUCUAGACUUUAAAACUAGCCCUUCACACAGAGAGAGCUCAUGUACACAUACAUGUGUAUAGGAGCAUCAUCUAGACUUUAAAACUAGCCCUUUCCACAGAGAGAACUCAUACAUAUGUGUCUGGGAGCAUCGUCUAGAGAAUUUAUGCACAGCUUCCAUAUUCUCAGCUGUGAAUACAAGCCCUCUAAAUGCCUGAAAACUCUGUUUAAGUCUAUUUAUGCAACUGCUGCUGUUUUAGCCAACCCUAACAGACCUGUGGGUAGACAGAACGAACUUGGCAUCAGAAUAUGACUAUUUGUUUGUUUGUAGCUCUUUCAUGUUUAAGGUAAUCAUGUUUAAGGUUUAGCUUCUGUAUCAUAUACUCUGUUCUGGAGAUUUCCAAGCUUCCACAUUGCUAUUCUGCCGUUCAUCAUGUUAUGGCUUGGGCAGAUUACACGAUUUCAGCCCAAUUUUGCCCCGAUGUUGUCGCUGGGCGAUAAAUUCCCAGCGUCUUGCCUGAAUACGAAAGGUUGGGAACGAUGCUGAAGGAGGAACGUGUCUUGUAAUGUGACAUAUUCAACGACCAGUCAUUUGUUGUCUGUGACAUUCCAUGACACCACGACAAAAAGCCUAGCAUGCUAGAAUUUUUGGGGGGAAUCUCCCACGACACCCGUGUUGACACUGACACUAUGACGACACGUGAUGCGAAGGAUGACAAGCACACUACAUGGUCUUGUAAUGUGGCCAAUCUCCCGACCAAGACGUGGCAAGAAUUUAUGGUUCUAUGAUCGCAUAUUCUGACAUGGUCAGGUCAACCCUAAACGACCAUUUUGGCAAACAAAACAAUUGUGUAAUCUGGUCAAGCCUUUACUGUUGCUGGUGGAGCUGGAGUCGACAUGGCACUGUCUCAUUCUUGUCAUAGCAUAGACCUACAGAAGAUCAGUGUACUGUAGUGAUCAACAUGUCAGUGAUGCUCUUCAGAGGGUUUGGAUUUAUUUUGUGGCAAAUAAAGUGUGCUGACAUCCCU
Molecule: messenger RNA, 3889 nt
Organism: Alosa alosa (allis shad)
Lineage: Eukaryota; Metazoa; Chordata; Actinopteri; Clupeiformes; Clupeidae
Gene: stxbp4
Product: syntaxin binding protein 4
Exons: 23
Coding region: 133-2418 (761 amino acids)
Biological process (GO): insulin receptor signaling pathway; regulation of insulin secretion involved in cellular response to glucose stimulus
Cellular component (GO): cytoplasmic vesicle
Molecular function (GO): syntaxin binding
Source: RefSeq, a predicted model, not a curated record